Molecule: messenger RNA, 1599 nt
Organism: Dendronephthya gigantea
Lineage: Eukaryota; Metazoa; Cnidaria; Anthozoa; Malacalcyonacea; Nephtheidae
Product: cyclin-D-binding Myb-like transcription factor 1
Exons: 12
Coding region: 114-1424 (436 amino acids)
Biological process (GO): regulation of transcription by RNA polymerase II
Cellular component (GO): nucleus
Molecular function (GO): DNA-binding transcription factor activity, RNA polymerase II-specific; RNA polymerase II cis-regulatory region sequence-specific DNA binding
Source: RefSeq, a predicted model, not a curated record
GUGGUCAAACUCAAAGGUGAUUUGUGUGCUUUUUAUUGCUGGUUUCUUCGAUUUUCAGAGGAUUUUAAUGUGUGAGGACAAUAUAUUAUGGGCAGAAAUUAUUUAUAAUAACUAUGGAGAAAAAACGCAAGAAAUCUAAAAGAAGUUUACGUGGGGACGAUGUUUAUGAAUUCGCUUGUAGAUAUGAUGUUGGCUGGUCGAAGAAAAGAAAGGCAAACCAUAAAAAUAGCACAGAAGGUGAAUCAAACAAGAAGAAAGGCGAAGAUGAAAGGCAGAUGCAGUGUGGCAGUUUAUCUACUAAUAAAGUGACUAAUAUUGAAGACUUAUGGACUUACAGUAAUAACAAUGAAUCUCCUGAUCUUGAACCAUCACCAUCAAAGGGGAGAAAAAGAUUAGAUAUUAAAAGUAGAAUUAAACAAAAGAAAAAGUUAAAGGAAAAUGAAGAAAGGUUGUUACAAGAUGGACAAAAUGUAAAUCCGCUACAUACACAGUGGAAGUUUACAAAGGCUGAAUUACAGAACCUGAAAAAGAAUGGUGUUAAAGUCAAGGUUGGAAAUUGGUCAAAGAAAGAAAUUACCACAUUAGAGAACAACAUGAAAGAAUAUUUAGAGGCAAACAAUCUAACAGACCCCAUGCCACUAAUACUGGGAGAAAAUGGCAAACGAGCCAGAGACAUGAAAAUGAAAACUGUUUCUACGGAUUUCUAUCGAAGUUUAGGAAAAGGAAUAAAUCGACCUUUAUUUCAUGUAUACAGAAGAGUAUUGCGGGUGUACGACCCUGGGAACUAUGUUGGAAGGUGGUCAGAGAGUGAUUCAAGUGCUUUAUUAAGGUAUCAUGCAGUUUAUGGUAAUCAGUGGACAAAAAUUGGAGGCUUUCUUGGUCGUAGUGGCAUGGCAGUCCACCAUAAAUAUCUAGAACUAAUUGAAGAAACGCAUGGUCCUUGGUCUGAGGAAGAAACUCAACGUCUUGAUGCAGCUGUGAGAGCCUCGACCGGGACAGAAUUUGGAAGUCAGAUUUAUGAAAAAAUAAACUGGAUCGAAGUAGCACUUUUUGUUAUGACAAGGACGUCGAUUCAGUGCAGGGAAAAAUGGUUAGCUAGUGUUUGUUGGAAUAAUGAAAGCGGAAAAAAGACAGUGAAAUGGACGUCCCAGGAUGAUGUUAAGUUGAUUGAACGGCUGUACAGAUCAGAUGAGAAUGACGAGAACGAUAUUAACUGGGUGUUAUUUACAAAAGAUCUUCCCAAUUCACCCUCCGUGACAUGGUUACGCAUGCGGUGGAACACGCUAAAAAAAGCUGUCCCAAAUUACACUGAAUGCGACUUCGAAGAAAUUUUGGAUUAUCUUCACAAUACACAUCGAAAAUUUCUCCAAACAGAAAAGCCCAAAGGCAAAGGCAAAGACCACGAUUCCAACGAACAUUCGUGAAUGUUGAAUCACUCUGGUUGAAUCAUCUACUAUUCUAUAUAAUUUAUUAUGUUAUAUAUUAUAUAUUUAUAUUCCUAUUGUUAAAAACUCAAGAAAGGCGGGAAAGCUCAGGCAGUGCAAACCAAUGAACUGGUGCAAACCCAUUGCCAGCAAGGGAUCAAUGGAAUUUACAAUU